Molecule: messenger RNA, 1792 nt
Organism: Elgaria multicarinata webbii
Lineage: Eukaryota; Metazoa; Chordata; Lepidosauria; Squamata; Anguidae
Gene: PDZK1
Product: PDZ domain containing 1
Exons: 9
Coding region: 59-1573 (504 amino acids)
Biological process (GO): protein localization to plasma membrane
Cellular component (GO): apical plasma membrane
Molecular function (GO): signaling receptor binding; protein-membrane adaptor activity
Source: RefSeq, a predicted model, not a curated record
CAGCAGCCUGAGAGACUCCAGAAGAACAUUCUGAGGACCAAGCUCUACACCUGCAGAAAUGACAUCUCUUCAGCCUAGAGAAUGCAAACUGACCAGAAAAGAUGGAGAGAGCUAUGGAUUCUGCAUGCGUAUUGAGAAAUUCAAAAUGGGACACCUUGUCCGGAAUGUGGAAAAGGGUGGUCCAGCUGAGAAGGCAGGCCUAAAAGAUGGAGACCGGGUCCUGAGGGUCAAUGGGGCAUUUGUAGACAAGGAAGAGCAUGGAAAGGUGGCCGAGUUAGUUAGGAAAAGUGUGAAUUCUGUAGUAUUCCUUGUUUUGGAUGACAAAUCUUAUGAAAAUGCACAAAAGGAAGGAGUCUGUCUUCAAGAGUUGGGCCAAAAGUCAGCAACCCAGCAGCAUGCAGAACAUCCUCCGCUUGUGAGAAAUGCACAGUCUGCUCCUGUUCCACAACUCCGGCUCUGCUAUCUGGUGAAGGAAAGAAACAGCUAUGGCUUCUCUUUGAAGACUAGUGCAGGUCAGAAUGGAUUGUUCAUUGUAGACUUGGCUGCACAAGCAGCAAAAGCUGGAGUGCAGCCAAAUGACCGCCUGAUUGAAAUAAAUGGAGAGAAUGUCGAAAACGACACUCAUGAGGAAGCGGUUGAGAAGGUGAGAAGGUCUGGGAAUCAAAUUGUGUUUCUGCUGUCAAAUAAAGAAACUGACCAGUAUUACAAGAGGCAGAACAUGGAACUGACAAGAGGAAUGGCCAGUUUGAAAUUAUUACCCCACAAACCCCGGAGCCUUGAGGUCAAAAAGGGGAAUAAUGGCUACGGAUUCUAUCUGAGAAUGGAACCAAAUGGUAAAGGUCACUUAAUUAAGGACAUUGAUUCUGGCAGCCCUGCGGCUAAAGUAGGUCUCAAGGAGAACGACAUCUUGGUGGCUGUAAAUGGAGAGCCAACUGAAGCACUGGACCAUGAUGCUGUGGUGGAGAAAAUCAGGCAGUCUGGUGAAAGCGUUACACUGCUGGUGGUGGAUGAAGAGACUGAUGCCAUGUACAAAAUGGCUAAAAUAUCGCCAUGUCUCUACUGCCAUAAACCCCCAGUGCAAUCUUCACUAGAGGCACAAGUGGCAACAUACAGUGAAGGAGAAAAUCACAAGCCCAGACUCUGCAAGCUGGUGAAGGGUCCCAGCGGAUUUGGCUUCCGUUUGAAUGCUAUCCAAGAUUUGCCUGGCCAGUUCAUCAAAGAGGUACAGAACAAUGGGCCAGGACACAUUGCAGGGCUGCAAGUUGAUGACAUCUUGAUAGAAGUGAAUGGUGUCAAUGUGGAGAAUGAAAACUAUGAAAACGUCGUGGCAAGAAUCCGUGAUAGUGGCAACACGCUCAUGCUACUAGUAUGUGAAGAAGAGGCUUAUCAGUACUUCAAGUCUCAGAAUAUGCCUAUUACUACCUCAAUGGCAGAUGUAUUAGAUGGUAGUAAGGACCCUCCUGCUUACACAGAGAUACAAGCCCCAGAACGGCCACAGCCAAAACCACGAGAGAAGGCCAGCUCAUCUUCUUCUUCAGCAUCAGAUGCCUCAGAUGAUGAUACCAGAUUAUGAUACCAGAAAUCAGGAACCUUCCAGUGUUUGUACCUGAAAGUCAAUGCUGUAUGACUACCAUUCUAAAGCAAAGAGUUACUAGUACAGCUCAGAAAAUUUUGGCUGAAAUCCUUUGCAUGCUUACUUGAAAUCAAGUCCUACUGAACACUGUGGGAGUUCCUUCAAACAAAUAUGCAUAAGAUUGGGAGUACGUGAUUCUAUUAGAUUCAUUAAUAAUUC